Chenopodium quinoa (quinoa) is the source of this 1156-nucleotide messenger RNA. RefSeq names its product VQ motif-containing protein 4-like. The record is from RefSeq and is a predicted model, not a curated record. The transcript has a single exon. Bases 313 to 960 code for a protein of 215 amino acids. NCBI's taxonomy places the organism in Eukaryota, Viridiplantae, Streptophyta, Magnoliopsida, Caryophyllales, Amaranthaceae.
CUUUCAUUGAUAAAAUCCGUUAACGUGUUGGUCAACCAACAUAAUAAGUGAGUGAAACCCACUCGCUUAUAACGAGAAUAUUGAUAAACUGACAAUGUACUCUCUUCCAACCAAACUCUAAACUCACCUUCCCACAGUUUUUAUUCACUUUUCUCACCCAACUCACCAUUUCCAUAGCCCAUUAAAUUUCAUAAAAUAAAAACACAUAAAUUGUGAAAUCGAACUCAAAAUAAACUCUCCUCCUUUCCAUUUCCACAAUCAAAUCAAAGUUAAUAAAAGCCUCCCUCUCUCCCCACUCUCUCUCCUCCAACAAUGGAAACCCAGACUCACACACUCCUCCCUUCUCCCUCCUCCUCCUCCAGCACCACUGUCUGCGGCGCAAUCGCAAUCGCUACUAAAACUCCAAAACAACAAUUCCCCCUCACUCGAUCCGAAACUAACCCUUACCCAACCACCUUCGUUCAAGCCGACACUUCCUCCUUCAAACAAGUCGUCCAAAUGCUAACCGGAUCCUCCGAACCCACCACCACUAAACCUAACAACAACAUCCCACCCAUCAAAACCCCUAACAAAUCCAAACCAUCCAAACUCUACGAACGUCGUAGCACCACUCUCAAAUCUCUUCGUCUCUGUAAUCCAAUUCACUCUCCUCUUCGAACUAAUAAUAAUAAUGCUACUGAGAUUCUUUCUCCUUCUCUACUCGAUUUCCCGUCUCUCGUUUUAUCCCCUGUUACUCCGCUCAUCCAUGACCCCUUCAAUCGAUCACCGAUUUCUUCAGCCUCCUCGCCCUCUCCCAACGUAGUUGUCGAUAAAGUUGCUGAAGAUAAAGCCAUUGCUGAAAAAGGCUUUUUUCUUCAUCCUUCGCCCGUUUCCACUCCUCGUGAUUCGGAGCCCCGUUUAUUGCCUCUUUUCCCCGUUUCUUCUCCGAGGCUCUCCUCAGGUUCUCAUCCCUCUUCUUAAUUUUGUUUUUAUUUUUUCUUUUUAAUAUGUAGUAUAUAAAAAUAUAUAAAUAGUUUUAAUUAUUAUUUUCUAAAUAUUUCUAUCUCUAUCAUGUAAUGGGCCUAAUCUACCAACUGUAACAAAGUGAGUGAUGAAAAAAAAAAGUUGUUCACAUAUUUUUGAGGGUAAUUUAUUUCAAUUGUAUCCUUUUAUCUUU